Messenger RNA from Chaetura pelagica (chimney swift), 3344 nucleotides. It is a transcript of the gene AUTS2, whose product is annotated as autism susceptibility candidate 2. The record is from RefSeq and is a predicted model, not a curated record. The transcript has 19 exons. Lineage: Eukaryota; Metazoa; Chordata; Aves; Apodiformes; Apodidae. The coding region runs from base 1 to 3180 and encodes 1059 amino acids.
AUGGGGUUGACGAAGGAUGUAGCUCUGAAACCUCAGGAACGCGUGGAGAAGCGACAGAACCCUCUGGCCAAGAAGAAACGGGAAGCACUUACUAAUGGGCUGUCAUAUCUUCCAAAAAAGAACAGAUUUCACCACCACCAGUACAGCUCCGACCGAGAGAAUGAUCGUAAUCUUUGCCAGCACCUUGGGAAGAGGAAGAAAAUACCGAAGGGCCUCAGACAGCUCAAGCCAGGUCAAAACAGUUGCAGAGACAGUGACAGUGAAAGUGCCAGUGGGGAAUCAAAAGGUUUCCAUCGAAGUAGCUCUCGGGAAAGACUCAGUGACAGCUCAGCUCCAUCCAGCUUGGGAACAGGCUACUUUUGUGACAGCGACAGUGAUCAAGAAGAAAAGGCAUCUGAUGCCAGCUCUGAAAAACUGUUCAACGCUGUUACAAGUAAAGAUAAAGAGUUGGGAGUCAGCACGCCAGCUGAACAUGCCGACCCUGGUGCUAGGGGCCCAGCUGUCCCCAAAAUAUCAGGAUUAGAACGCAGCCAAGAGAAGAGCCAGGACAGCAGCAAAGACCCCAUCCUUGAGCCUGUGGUGCCUAAAGACCCUUGUCCUCAGGUCACGCAACCUCUGGCCCCCAGCAGCAGAAGCAGCACUCCUGCCAAGACUCAGGCCCCUCCUCCACACAUCUCUCACCAUCCCUCAGCCUCCCCGUUCCCCCUCUCCCUGCCCAGCCACAGCCCCCUGCACACCUUCACGCCCACCCUCCAGCCCCCCGCGCACCCCCAUCACCCCAAUAUGUUUGCCCCUCCUACGGCUCUGCCUCCUCCACCUCCAUUGACGUCAGGGACACUGCAGGUUCCAGGACAUCCAGCUGGUAGUACCUACUCAGAACAAGAUCUUCUGCGUCAGGAGCUCAACACGCGGUUUCUGGCCUCGCAGAGCGCGGAUCGUGGGGCCUCCCUGGGCCCGCCCCCCUACCUGAGGACCGAGUUCCACCAGCACCAACACCAGCACCAGCACACGCACCAGCACACACACCAGCACACCUUCACGCCUUUCCCUCACGCCAUCCCACCCACUGCCAUCAUGCCGACGCCAGCACCGCCCAUGUUUGACAAAUACCCUACAAAAGUUGACCCCUUCUACCGUCACAGUCUGUUUCACUCCUAUCCUCCAGCUGUAUCAGGUAUUCCACCCAUGAUUCCUCCAACUGGUCCCUUUGGCUCACUACAAGGAGCCUUCCAACCCAAGACUUCCAAUCCUAUUGAUGUUGCAGCCAGACCUGGAACUGUCCCACAUACCCUUCUACAAAAAGAUCCACGGUUGACAGAUCCGUUCAGGCCCAUGUUGAGGAAACCUGGGAAGUGGUGUGCUAUGCAUGUUCACAUCGCCUGGCAGAUCUACCAUCACCAACAGAAAGUCAAGAAACAGAUGCAGUCUGAUCCACACAAGCUGGACUUUGGCCUGAAACCUGAAUUUCUGAGCAGGCCACCAGGCCCCAGCCUUUUUGGAGCCAUCCACCACCCCCAUGACCUGGCCCGGCCCUCCACUCUCUUCUCCACAGCCAGUGGGGGUCAUCCAGCUGGCACCCCUUUCGGCCCACCACCUCACCACAGCAACUUUCUCAACCCAGCUGCUCACUUAGAGCCCUUCAACCGGCCGGCCUCCUUCAGCGGGCUGACGGCGGUGGGGAGCAACGCCUUCGGGGGACUGGGGAACCCCACAGUCACACCCAACUCAAUGUUCGGCCACAAGGAUGGCCCCAGUAUGCAGAGCUUUAGCAACCCUCACGAGCCCUGGAACCGACUGCACCGAACUCCUCCUUCGUUCCCGACCCCUCCGCCCUGGCUGAAGCCAGGAGAGCUGGAGCGCAGUUCAUCUGCUGCAGCUCAUGACAGAGAUAGAGAUGUAGAUAAACGAGACUCAUCUGUUAGUAAAGAUGACAAAGAAAGGGAGAGCAUUGAGAAAAGACACUCCAGCCACCCUUCGCCAGCACCUAUCCAUCCAGUCAACUCCCUCGGACAUACUCGCAGCUCAAAUGAGCAGAUGAGGAGCCAUCUGAACCCCGAGGCUCGAGACAAAGAGAAGCCCAAGGAACGCGAGAGGGAUCACCCCGAAUCUCGGAAGGAGAUGAAUGUUGAAGAGCACAAGGUGAAGGACAACUAUAUUUCAGAGAAGGAAGGCCUGAGCCAUGACAGCCGAGUGGUGGAAGAGUCUAAGCAAAUGUCCAGGGUUCCUUCACCCUAUACCAGGCCCCCCGUUGUGGAGAGCACCAGGCCUAACAGUACUUCAAACCGUGAGGUGGAGAGGAAGAAUGAGCCGGCGUACGAUAAUCCCAAGAAAAGCAAUGAAGUCAAAGUGAAGGAGGAGCGAAAGGAAGACCAUGAUGUUCAGCCUGAGGGACCUCAGACUCAUAGGUCAUCUGACCAGCCACCACCUAUAUCUACAUCAAAUGUCCAUCCAAGUCCUUUAGUGUCUAUGCCCAUGACUGUAGGUGUAAGUGGCAUCCAUCACAUGAACAGCAUCAGUGGCCUGGAUAGGACUCGCAUGAUGACCCCUUUUAUGGGAAUUAGCCCAAUUCCUGGUGGAGAACGUUUCCCCUAUCCUUCUUUCCACUGGGAUCCAAUGAGAGAUCCUUUAAGAGAUCCUUACAGAGAGCUGGAUAUUCAUCGGAGAGACCCCCUGGGCAGAGACUUUUUGCUAAGAAACGACCCCCUUCACCGUCUUUCUACGCCGAGAUUAUAUGAAGCAGACAGGUCAUUCAGGGAUCGAGAACCUCACGACUAUAAUCACCACCACCAUCACCACCACCCUCUCUCUGUUGACCCUCGACGUGAGCACGAGAGGGGCAACCACCUGGAUGAGAGGGAGAGGUUGCACAUGCUCAGAGAGGACUACGAACACGCGCGCCUGCACUCGGUUCAUCCUGCCGCCCUGGACGGGCACCUGCCUCACCCGAGCCUCAUCACACCUGGACUUCCAAGCAUGCACUACCCCAGGGUCAGUCCCCCAACAGGACACCAAAAUGGCAUCCUCAAUAAAACUCCCCCCACAGCAGCUCUCAGUGCCCCUCCACCUCUUAUUUCUACUCUGGGACCUCGGCCUGGGUCUCCCAGAAGGACUACUCCUCUGUCAACAGAGAUGAGGGAGAGGCCUCCUUCUCACACCCUCAAGGACAUUGAGGCUCGAUAAGCAGAGUGAGACUGAAUAAAAAACAGAAAAAGAGGGGAAGAACCUUGUAAAUGAACAUAAUAUAAAGACCUUCUUACUAGUCAUGGAUACAGACUGGGGAUGUGACCCCCUGUACAAUAUGUAUAGAUCCGAGUGCAAAGAUUUUGAAAUGGUUUUUUUGUAUA